AUGCGCAGCCGUGUCAUGAGAAUCAAGGAUCGAUUUAAUACCAAUGAGCAGUUGGACGUAGUGUAUCGCAUACCAUGUCUAAAUUGUCCCAUAAAUUACACGGGACAGACUGGACGCAAGCUAGGUUCGCGCAUACACGAAGAUACUCUGACCGUUUGGGGGGGUGACACAUUAUUGCAAGUAGCGAGCCACAUAUAUGAGACGGGUCACGAGUUCAACUUCGGAGCCGCGAGGAUAAUUGCCCAUGCUGGCAGAAAGACGGGCCGAGAAGUGAUUGAAGCCUGGGCGUCGGAUGACAACUCAGUUAACCGAUGUAUCGAGCUGGCGCCCGCAUAUGUUGCCCUGCGCAGCUAUCUCCAGACUCACGGCACUGGUGGUUAA
Molecule: messenger RNA, 381 nt
Organism: Dibothriocephalus latus
Lineage: Eukaryota; Metazoa; Platyhelminthes; Cestoda; Diphyllobothriidea; Diphyllobothriidae
Source: the annotation of a GenBank genome assembly